AUGACUCACCAUGGCCAUGGCAAUAAUCCUCCCCCACCAGGUCCGCCACCUCCGGGACCUGAUCACCACCACCAUCCCCCACCACCUGGCCCAAAUCAUGGGCCACCUCCUCCAGGCCCGGGUGGUCCGCCUCCUCCAGGCCCGGGUGGUCCGCCUCCUCACGGCCAUCACGUUGUAACAAGAAUGGAAAUAGGCUAUAUAGAUUUCAUCUAUUUUGUAAGGAAUGACAUAUUGAGCGUACUUGUUGUAUGGAUGGAGGAGGAGCAAGAACAGGUGAAGUGA
This is a messenger RNA of Impatiens glandulifera, 282 nucleotides long. RefSeq names its product histidine-rich glycoprotein-like. The record is from RefSeq and is a predicted model, not a curated record. Bases 1 to 282 code for a protein of 93 amino acids. Lineage: Eukaryota; Viridiplantae; Streptophyta; Magnoliopsida; Ericales; Balsaminaceae. The transcript has 2 exons.